GGGGGGUGUAGGAAAGACUACUCUCGCCAAAAUCAUAUACAACCAGCUAUCACAUUGUUUUGAAGAUUGUUGCUUUCUUUCUAAUGUCGGAGAAACUUCACAGCUAAAGGGCAUUGAGUCUUUGCAAAAUCAACUAAUCUCCGACAUUCUAAAAAAAAAGUGGUCAAAGAUCAGCAAUGCUGAGGAAGGAAUGAAGAUAAUAAAAGAAAGGUUAUGUGGUAAAAAGGUUCUGGUGUUACUUGAUGAUGUUGAUCAAACGAACCAUUGGGAUGCAUUGAUAGGAAAACCUGCAUGGUUCGGUUUAGGAAGUAGGGUUAUCAUAACUAGUAGAAACAAGGAUAUUGUCGAUGUUCCCGAGGUUUGUUAUUCAUAUGAGCUUCUGAGCAUGAACUUCAACCAAUCUCUUCAACUUUUUUGCAAACAUGCUUUUGGAAAGGAUUACCCUUCGGACGAUUAUGUUGCUUUCUCCACAGAAGUGGUCAAAAGUACCGGAGGUCUUCCUCUUGCUCUUGAGGCUAUAGGUAAACUACUUCCAUGCAGAAGCAAAGAUGUUUGGGAUGUGAUAUUGAGGAAGUUGAAACAUGUUCCUCUCAAUGAAGUAAAAAGAAAGUUGAGAAUAAGUUACGAUGCCUUGGAUGAUAGGCAAAAGCAUAUCUUUCUUGAUAUUGCUUGCCUUUUCACUGGAUUUGAUCCAAGGAUAGUGCUCCGCUCGUGGAAAGAUUCCAAUCUUUUCCCGGAGGAAGGUCUCGAGGUCCUUCAGAAAAUGUCCUUGAUAAAGAUCGGCGAAGACAAUAAGUUAUGGAUGCACGAUCAGCUAAGAGGCCUUGCUAGAGACAUUGUACGUCGAGAAUGUAAUGAUGAACGAGAAAAACAGACUCAGCUGUGGAACCAUGAGGAAGGUUUGGAAAUGGUGAUGGAAACGAAGGGAAUAAAAAAUUUGAAGCUCUUUGGCGAAAGUUUGACCCUCAGUUGCUGCACCAUUUUGCGAGCGAAGAAGUUGAGAGGCCGUCUAGUCUAAGAUACCCUGAAGAGAGGGUUUUCCAGGAACAUUGGCCUUCAAAUGAUUUCCCAGCCAAUCUACAAAACAAUAUGGUUAUGCUUUCCAAGUUGAGAUGGCUUUCGUGGCAUCAUUUUCCCCUGGAAGUUAAGAUCACCAGAUUUCCCAUGAUGAACAUAGUCAUUCUGCAUUUGGGGGACUGCCCUAAUCUAAUCGAUGUUCAAAGCAUUGAAGGCUUGGCGAGUCUCAGAACUUUGAAGCUCAUAGAAAUUCCACUAUUGGAGAGGUUACCUAAUCUAUCAAACUUGAAGAAGCUCAAUGAAUUGCAUUUGGGGCACUGCCAUAAUCUAAUCGACAUCAAAAGCAUUGACGAUUUGGGGAAUCUCAGAACUUUGAAGCUCAUAGAAAUUCCACAACUGAAGAGAUUACCUGAACUGUCAAACUUGAAGAAGCUCACUAAACUUCACUUGCGGUACUGUCAUGGUCUAACUGAAAUUAAAAGUUUUGAGGGUUUGGAGAAUUUGAUGAUGUUAACGUUGGAUGAACUUCCUCUACUUGGGGGGUUGCCCAACUUAUCAAGCUUGGAGAAGCUUACACAACUUGAUGUACGACGAUGUCGUAAUCUUGUGAAGAUUCAAGGAAGAUUGGAGUCAUUGGAGUACUUGUGUAUACAAGGAUGCAGAUCUUUAGAUGAGGUGCUUGAUCCAGCUUCGAGUUUCAAGAAACUAAAAUCUUUGCGAAUACAUGAUUGCAAGAAGUUGCAUCUUGACAGUAUAUGGGUCUCGAAAUUCGAAAUAUCUGAUAGAGUAUAUGAAAAUUCAACAUGUAAGGUACUGAGUAAGAUAGGAAUUUGUGUUUGUCAGCUAGGUAGACAGUUCUUUUUGCCAUCCCUUCCAUAUUGAACACAAGCAGACAUACAAUGUACACAUUGUAUCUAAACAGAGUUGAUCAUGUCAUCUUCUUGUCAUUACAAUCUGUGUCCAAAACAAGAGAUGAUUAGGUCAUCCUCUCGUCAUACAUUAAGUGGAGAUUCCCGAAUACAA
This is a messenger RNA of Rhodamnia argentea, 2040 nucleotides long. RefSeq names its product disease resistance protein L6-like. Lineage: Eukaryota; Viridiplantae; Streptophyta; Magnoliopsida; Myrtales; Myrtaceae. Gene Ontology annotation, molecular function: ADP binding. Gene Ontology annotation, biological process: defense response. The record is from RefSeq and is a predicted model, not a curated record. The transcript is spliced from 2 exons. Bases 191 to 1018 code for a protein of 275 amino acids.